AUGUCGGUUCUGAGCGAUACUGAACUCAUGGGUGUAAUUGAUGUCUGUCAAAUCUACUCCAAGCUUGAUGGAAUUUCCAUUAACACAAAAGCUCUUCAGGAAACUACGUUCGAGACAACCUCGGGCCCAACUACAGGCAAUGAAAAUUCUACCAGACACCAUGCAAAUCAGGAGUGGGAUAGUGGUUUGUCAAUCCCGACGAAGCCAUACCUUAGCUGCAGCCGAUGCGACGAUGCUUUGAUUCCGGCAACUGAGGACCAGUCAACAAUAAUGUUGGCCGAAGAUGAGUCCUACCAUUUGGCCAUGCACGCUGGACAUACACCACGCCAUUAUCUAUCAUUAGUCCCAGCUAUGACCGCUGCGGAAAGCAAUGGAGGUCGCAUCUGCAGCCGGAAUGGCAUGCCUGCCGUUUUGACGAAUACAUACUGUGGCGCCGGAUCAAAUUGUUGCGUUAAUUGUCAAUUACAGCUUCUGGCUGGGGCUGGACUGGGAGUUUCUACGCUGGCUUGUACUUUGAUGGGCCAUGGGGGUCCAGGUUAUGAUACACCCGUCAGCCGAUCUUCUGUGAUUGAGAACUUGCCCGAACAUGAUGAAAGUUUCUGGGCAGAAGUCAGCCAAAGGCUAGAACAGAUCAGCCAUGCGGAGCAGGCGCUGCCCAAGGUUCUGAAAUUGCUUCCAUAUGAGCCAGCUAAUAUCGGGGCUUAA
Molecule: messenger RNA, 705 nt
Organism: Pochonia chlamydosporia 170
Lineage: Eukaryota; Fungi; Ascomycota; Sordariomycetes; Hypocreales; Clavicipitaceae
Exons: 1
Coding region: 1-705 (234 amino acids)
Source: RefSeq, a predicted model, not a curated record